Melanotaenia boesemani (Boeseman's rainbowfish) is the source of this 6588-nucleotide messenger RNA. It is a transcript of the gene myo10l3, whose product is annotated as myosin X, like 3. The transcript is spliced from 41 exons. Gene Ontology annotation, cellular component: cytoskeleton; myosin complex. The coding region runs from base 209 to 6508 and encodes 2099 amino acids. Gene Ontology annotation, molecular function: ATP binding; protein binding; cytoskeletal motor activity. NCBI's taxonomy places the organism in Eukaryota, Metazoa, Chordata, Actinopteri, Atheriniformes, Melanotaeniidae. The record is from RefSeq and is a predicted model, not a curated record. Gene Ontology annotation, biological process: signal transduction.
GCGGUUAAGAAAAUAACUAGUCUGACGUGUCCGAAAGUAAGACUGCAAAAUGGCUUGUUGCUGACCGACUGAGUCUUGAGCAAGCAGCCAAACAAUAAGAACUUUAAUAAAUCUUAAAGAAGCGGAUGGAAAUUAUUUGGGAAUACAGCUGAACUGUAGUACCCCGAGGUCAGACUACAAAGAGACGAGAGGUCGGGCUCUGUUUAAGAUGGAUUCUUUCCUUGCAGAGGGGGCCCGUGUCUGGCUGAGACACAAAGAGCAGCUCCUUCCCUCCACUGUCAGCUCUUGUGAUGACUUGACUCUGGUUCUCACCACUGAUUAUGGCAAGGUGAUCUGUCUACAGAGGGAGGAACUAAACAGAGAGACAGUGUACCCAAUGCACCCCAGCAGCAUCCAUGGAGUAGAAGACAUGUCUACACUGGCAGAGCUCCAUGAGGCUGCCAUCAUGCACAACCUUUUUCAGCGCUACCAGAAAGACAACAUCUAUACCAACAUAGGCUCGAUUCUGGCAGCAGUAAAUCCCUAUAAGCAGAUAGCAGGCCUGUAUGAUGGCACUGCAGUCAGCUUGUACAGCAAGCACCAGAUGGGGGAGCUGCCUCCUCAUAUCUUCGCUGUGGCCAACGAGUGUUACCGCUGCCUGUGGAAGAGACACGACAGUCAGUGUGUUCUCAUCAGUGGUGAGAGUGGUGCUGGGAAGACAGAGAGCACCAAGCUGCUGCUGAAGUUUCUCUCCGUCAUGAGUCAAAACUCAGCUGGUACUCCUCUGUCAGAGAGGACCACCAGGGUGGAGCAGGCACUCAUUCAGAGCAGCCCUAUCAUGGAAGCUUUUGGGAAUGCAAAGACUGUGUACAACAAUAACUCCAGUCGGUUUGGGAAGUUCAUACAGCUCCACUUUUCACAGAAUGGAAACAUUCAGGGAGGCUGCAUUAUUGACUAUUUGCUGGAAAAGAACCGAGUGGUUCGUCAAAACCCUGGUGAGAGAAACUACCACAUCUUCUAUGCACUGCUAGCAGGAGCAGACAAAGACAACAGAGACAUGUACCUCUUGUCUGAGGGUCCUGAGUCGUAUCACUACCUGAGUCAAUCAGGUUGUGUGCAGGAUAGCAGCCUUGAUGAUAAGCAGCUCUUUAACAGUGUGAUGGAAGCGCUAAAAGUGAUGGAAUUCAGUGAGGAAGAGAUCAGGGAUGUGUUCAAGUUACUGUCUGCCGUCCUCCAGAUGGGCAACAUUGAAUUCAUGACAGCUGGCGGAGCUCAGAUCACUUCAAAAGGAGUGGUCAGUAAUGUCAGCGACCUGCUCGGUUUGGACUCCUACCAGCUGUCAGAAGUGUUGACCCAGCGCUCUAUGAUCCUCAGAGGAGAGGAGAUCUGCUCCCCCCUCACUGUGGAGCAGGCGGUUGACUCACGAGACUCUGUCGCAAUGGCGCUAUAUUCACAGUGUUUUUCCUGGAUCAUAAUGAAGAUCAACCAGAAAAUCAAAGGAAAGGAUAACUUCAAGUCCAUCGGCAUCCUCGACAUCUUUGGCUUUGAGAACUUUAAGGUGAACCGGUUUGAGCAGUUUAAUAUCAACUAUGCCAAUGAGAAACUCCAGGAGUAUUUCAACAAGCACAUAUUCUCACUGGAGCAGUUGGAGUACAACAGGGAGGGGAUCCAGUGGGAAGCCAUAGACUGGAUGGAUAAUGCAGAGUGUUUGGAUCUCAUAGAAAAGAAACUGGGCAUGUUGGCUCUUAUCAACGAGGAGAGUCGCUUCCCGAAAGGCACCGACUACACCCUUUUGGAGAAACUGCACAGCCGACAUGCUACUAACCCAUAUUAUGUGAAGCCCAGAGUGACUGACCACCAGUUUGGCAUCAAGCACUAUGCUGGAGAGGUGCUAUAUGAUGUACGUGGAAUCCUGGAGAAGAACCGGGACACCUUCAGAGAUGACAUAUUGUUUAUUCUCAAAGACAGCAGGCUUGACUUCAUCUACGACCUCUUCGAGCGUGUUGGCAGCAGAAAUGGAGAAGAGACUCUAAAGAUGGGCACGGCAAGGCGCAAGCCCACUGUCAGCUCUCAGUUCAGGGAUUCUCUCCAUUCCCUGAUGGCCACACUAAGUGCCUCCAACCCCUUUUUUGUGCGCUGCAUCAAACCAAAUAUGGACAAGAAGGCCAAUCAGUUUAAUCCUGAUGUCGUCCUGAACCAGCUGAGAUAUUCUGGGAUGCUGGAAACUGUGAAGAUUCGCAAGGCUGGAUUCCCUGUUCGCAGAACCUUCAAGGACUUCUAUGGCCGGUACCAGAUGAUUCUAAAAAACAAAAUCUGCUUGGAUGAUGAGAAACAGUGGUGUUUAGAGCUUCUUAUGCUUCACAACAAAGCCAAGACAGACUGGCAGCUGGGGAAGACAAAGGUGUUCUUGAAGGAGGCCCUGGAGCAAAGGCUGGAGAAAGAGAGGGAAGAGGUGCGGCGCAGGGCUGGCAUGGUGAUCCGCGCCCACAUCCUCAGCUAUGUGGCAAGGAAGCAAUACAAGAGGGUUUUGUCCAGCGCCGUCACCAUCCAAAAGAACUACCGUGCUCACUUUUGGAGACGUGUCUUCCUGCGUCUGCGCUCUGCCACCAUCAUCCUUCAGAAACAUCGCAGAGGCCAGCUCGCCCGAUCCCUCUACCACCAGCUCAAGAAGGAGAAGCAGAAGCGAGAGGAGGAGGAGAGGAAGAGGAAAGAGGAAGAGGAAAGGUGGCGAGUAGAGGAGGAGAGAAGGAUAAUGGAAGAGAGGAAGCAACAGGAGGAGGAGAGGAGAAAAAAGGAGGAAGAGGAGAAACUGAGAUUAAUGGAUGAGGAGUUGAAAAGGAGAGCAAAAGAGGAGGAGCAGAAACUGAUCAAAGAGAGAGAGGAAGAGAAGAAACUGGUAGCUGAAGGUGACAAAACAAGUAGGAACUCACUGGUAAAUGGCGCUUGUCAAAAGAAGGUUCUGUCCCAGACUCUGUCAAACAGCCACACCUCAGAGGAGGAGAGCCGUCAAAUGGAGGAGAUCUUGCGGCUAGAGAGGGAGAUCGAGCGUCUGCAGAAGCAGCAGGAAGACGGUGUGUCCCAGCUUGGAGACUUCUCCCAUGAGGAGCUCCGACAGAUGAGGGAUGCUGAGAUCUACAGACUGGAGAAGGAAGCUUCCCGCAUGGCUACUGAGUUCCUGGAGCUGCUGGACUUUGGUGGUUUAGAGCCAUCACUCUCAAGUGAGGAGAACCUCCAUGAUCCAGAAUCUACAGCUCCUCUGGCUGAAGAGGAGGUUGAUGAGGGCUUCCACGCAGAUGAUGAGUGCAUUCCUUUACCCGACUUACCUCCCCCAGCAGCAGUUCCUCUAGACAAGGAAGUAUUUCAAAGUAUACCCCCUCCUCCACCUCCCUUUGCAGAGGGACGUGUGGUCUCUUCAUACUCAGGUGCUUGUCCUGCAUCGUCAGAGCUCACUCCAGUUACCACUAAUGGAAUCAAUCAUGCCUCAGUUCUAAAAGACUCCCAAACUCGCCAUUCUCCUCAUCCUGUAGUAACUAAUGGAGAAAGGCAGCCAUGCCAGAGAACCAGCAGAGCAUCAGACUUUAAGCCUGUGACAGAAGAGUCAUCACACGCAAACCUGCCAGACGCAGAAUCGGACUACGACCAGGAAGAAUUCGAGGAGGCUCAUGGGAGCUCAGGUGCUAGUACAAAUGAUGGCCAUAUCACAGAUGAAGAGGUGCUGGGAAGAUCGUCCUGCACCCAGAACAGCCUGGACUCCUUCAGAGGCAGCUCAGACUCGUUUAUUGACAGCGACGAGGAGAAUGACGGCUAUGUGGAUACAGAUGAGGAGGUUUCUAAUGGCAGAGUGAAUCUGCUCAAUGGGAGUGGGCCUCCAUAUUUCCAUGGUUACCUCUACAUGAAGAGUGGCCUGAUGAUCCCGUGGCGUCGACGCUGGUGUGUUCUCAAAGAUGAAACCUUUAUGUGGUUCCGGGCGAAGCAGGAUUCCCUGAAAUCUGGGUGGCUUUACAAGAAAGGAGGAGGAAUGUCCACUUUGUCUCGACGUAACUGGAAGAUGCGCUGGUUCGUUUUACGUGAGUCAAAACUCAUGUACUUUGAGAAUGAUAGUGAAGAGAAGCUGAAAGGAACCAUCGAUAUCCGCACAACCAAGGAGAUUGUUGACAAUCAUGAGAAGGAAAACGCACUGAACAUUGUAACAGAUGAAAGGACCUACCAAAUCUAUGCUGAGUCCCCCGAAGAUGCCAGUGGUUGGUUCAAUGUGCUGAGUCGGGUCCACAGCGCCAGCCCGGAGCAGCUCAUGGAGAUGCACCACGAACAGGCCAACCCCAAAAAUGCAGUGGGAACGCUAGAUGUUGGUUUGAUUGAUUCUGUUUGUGCAUCGGACAACCCAGACAGACCAAACUCAUUUGUGAUCAUCACGGCUAACCGAGUGAUCCACUGCAACACAGACACACCAGAAGAGAUGCACCACUGGAUAGGCCUGCUGCAAAAAUCAAAAGGAGACACAAGGGUUGAUGGACAGGAGUUUCUAGUCAGAGGUUGGCUGCAUAAGGAGAUGAAAUCAGGAUCCAAGAGCACUUCUCUAAAGCUGAAGAAACGCUGGUUUGUUCUCACCACCAACUCCCUCGACUAUUAUAAGUCAUCAGAGCGUAGCGCAACUAAACUGGGAACACUCGUCCUCAACAGCCUUUGCUCUGUGGUGCAGCCUGAUGAGAAAAUCUUCAAGGACACUGGUUACUGGAAUAUCAUUGUGCAUGGGCGUAAACAUUCGUACCGGCUUUAUACCAAAAUGCUGAACGAAGCCAUGCGGUGGGCCAAUGCCAUUCAGGGAGCAAUAGACAGCAAAGUUCCCAUUGAAACACCAACACAGCAACUCAUCAGAGACAUCAAGGAAAGCAGUUUAAAUGUGGAGGCUGUGGAGCAGACAUACUGGAGGAACCCUAUCUUGCGAUAUACCCAGCAUCCUUUGCACUCCCCUCUUCUACCUCUGCCUUAUGGAGAUGUCAGUGUUCCUUUGCAAAAGGAAAAGGGUUAUACCAGCCUGCAGGAUGAGGCCGUGAAGAUUUUUAACUCACUGCAGGAAAUGGAAGCUCUGUCAGACCCCGUGCCAAUCAUCCAGGGAAUCCUGCAGACGUGUCAAGACUUGAGGCCAUUAAGAGAUGAAGUUUACUGUCAGCUGAUCAAACAAACCAAUCAUGUGCCACAUCCGAAUAGUCCUGCCAAUCGUGCCCACUGGCAUCUCCUGACCUGCAUGAGCUGCACCUUCCUGCCCAGCCGAGGCAUCCUGCGCUACCUCAAGUUUCAUCUGAAAAGGAUUAAGGAACUAUUUCCCGGAACAGAAAUUGAAAUGUUUGCCCAUUUCAUUGGAGAGUCUCUUAAGAAGACCAAAACCAGGGAGUUUGUUCCUUCCCAAGAAGAAAUCGUGGCACUGCUUACCAGACAGGAAAUGACCACCACCGUCUACUGCCACGGAGGGGGCUCCUGCAAGAUCUCCAUUAACUCUCACACCACUGCCGGAGAGGUGGUAGAGAAACUGAUCAGAGGUUUAGCUAUGGAGGAUAGCAGGAACAUGUUUGCUCUGUUCGAGCACAACAAUACUGUUGACAAAGCUGUGGAAAGCAGGGUACUUGUGGCUGAUGUUCUGGCCAAGUUUGAAAGAAUGGCUGGCAGUGAGGAAGCUCAGGAUGAAGGCCAAUGGAAACUAUAUUUUAAACUUUACUGUUUCUUGGAUGUGGAAAGCAUGCCUAAGGAAGGAGUGGAGUUUGCAUUCAUGUUUGAGCAGGCCCAUGAGAGUUUGACCCGAGGCCACUUCCCUGCACGUGAGGAGACCCUGCAGCACCUUGCAGCUCUGCGCCUGCAGUUCCUAUAUGGAGACAAAGUGCGCAUUACAUGGAGCCUAGAAAGCGUUUACCCCGUGGCCCGCUUGCGCAGUCGCAUCCUACAGUUUACCAAGGUGGGUGGAGCCUCGGGAUCGGGUCAAACCCUCGAGCGUCGGAGAACCAGCUUCUUGGAUAGUACACUGCGCCGGGGGCUGAAGACAGGCUCAAUGAAGAAGCAGCGUAUGGAGGAUGAGCAGAUGCUGGAGAUGUGGAUAAAGGAGGAGAUGUCUGCCACCCGGGCAAGCAUCGUAGAGAAGUGGUCCCGCCUCAAAGGUCUAGACCAGCACCAGGCCAUGCUCAAAUACAUGACUAUCAUCAAGGAAUGGCAUGGAUACGGAUCCACACUGUUUGAUGUUGAGUGCAAAGAGGGGGGGUUCCCACAUGAUCUCUGGUUGAGUGUGAGUGCUGAGAAUGUGUCUGUCUACAAAAGAGGAGAGCCAAAACCUUUGGAGACCUUCCCAUAUGAGCACAUCAUCUUCUUUGGUGCUCCACAGCCCUGCACCUACAAGAUAACUGUGGAUGAGAGAGAAAUGUUCUUUGAGACACCACAGGUGGGAGAGAUCACUAAGAUUAUGAAAGCCUACAUAAACAUGAUUGUGAAGAAGCGCUGCAGUGUGAAGUCUGUGUCCAGUUAUGGAACCAACUGGAUCAGGUGAUUUAAUGGAGAGGAUACAAUAUCUACUCUGCCACUAUGCACCUGAUCCAUAACUCCCACGAAAAGAAAAGAAAAGAAAAG